Molecule: messenger RNA, 2077 nt
Organism: Pipistrellus kuhlii (Kuhl's pipistrelle)
Lineage: Eukaryota; Metazoa; Chordata; Mammalia; Chiroptera; Vespertilionidae
Product: peroxisome assembly protein 26
Exons: 5
Coding region: 208-1104 (298 amino acids)
Biological process (GO): protein import into peroxisome membrane; protein import into peroxisome matrix
Cellular component (GO): peroxisomal membrane; peroxisome
Molecular function (GO): protein-containing complex binding; ATPase binding
Source: RefSeq, a predicted model, not a curated record
GUUCUGCACAUCGAUGGUGCCGGGCGAGGCUAGCUUUAGCCUUAGAAUAUAGCCCCUUUCUUUUCCUUGUCCAGGACUCAGCCUCCUGAAGGGUUGUGGACACGGCCGUGAGGACUGCCCACUUCUGCCAGACCGAAUAGGGCUCUCCUGGAGCCCCGGAGAGGGCCACGUGGACGUCUGUAGAGACAGGCCUUGAACCUGGCUGCUAUGAAGAAUGACCCAUCCACAGCUGCAGCCCCACUUAGGGGGGUCGGGGGUGCCCUAAGCAGCAGCGAAACGGUGCGCGUCGUCCCGUCACCAGCGGUGGCCGAGGCUCUACUGGAGGAGGCGGCCGAUCACCUAGUGGUGCACCGGGACUUCCGGGAGGCGCUGCACACCUGCGUGCGAGCCGGCCAGAGCCUGAGCAACUACACCCUGGCUGACGGGCCUGUGGGCACUUCCUUAGAAGUGAAAUGCUCCCUGUGUGUUGUGGGGAUCCAGGCCCUGGCAGAAAUGGAUCGGUGGCGGGAAGUUAUUUCCUGGGUUCUUCAGUAUUACCAGGUCCCUGAAAAGCUACCCCCCAAAGUCCUGGAGCUGUGUGUUCUUUUAUACAGCAAAAUGCAAGAGCCUGGAGCCAUGCUGGAAGCAGCCAGUGCCUGGAUCCAAGACCCAGACAAUCAGGGCCUUCCAGAAUACAGAGCCUUGGCAGAACUUUACCUGCAGCAGGUGCUACUGCCUCUGGGCUGCUUGUCGGAGGCUGAGGAGCUAGUGGUGGGCUCUGCAGCCUUCAGUGAGGAGCAGCAGCUGGAUGUACUCCAGGUCAUCAGCAUAGCAAGGCAACAGCAGAAACAUGAACACUCUGACUCUGAGGAGGACCAGAAGCUCACCCAGGAAGACUCCUCCCACAAGUUUCUGUCACUACUGAUGUUGCUUCGCCGGCUUUGGGACUCUGCAGUGAGCCAUUUCUUUUCCCUGCCCUUCAAAAAGGGCUUCCUGGCCACCUUGAUUCUCUGCCUCUUGGUGGUGAGGCUUGAUCCAGCAUCUCCUUCCUCCCUGCCCUUCCUCUGCAAGCUGGCUCAGCUCUUCCAUUGGAUCCGGGAGGCUGUGUUUUCUUCUGUCUACUAGCUCUCCAUCCGUGACUGAGUGGUCUUCCCCAUUCACCUCAGCCUCUCCACUCCCCACAGCAGAACAACUCAUCCACGGCACCAAUUUCCUGUUGCUGGCUGGGCCCCUAUGGGAGUGGGGCCAGCUUAAUUCUAGGAAGAGCUAAUCCAAUCACAUGAACUGUCUUGGCUGGUGUCAGGUCAUAUGGAAACAAAGUGGGGCCAGAGGGCACAAGUCCUCCAGAACAGUUCCCUCUUAUACCCAGAGAUGCCUUGUUAAGGAGGAGUUUGGGAAUGGAGAGUGUAUCUAUGAAACAUUCCAUCUUCUUGGCAAAGGCAGGGGGUUGAUUUUUUUGUCAUGGUGUGAAUGAAGUCCUUGAACAUCUUACCCUUCGACCAGGCCUUUAGUUAGCCAGAGUGCCACCUGAGAGGGCCUCUUCUUUUCUCUCUUAUGCUCUUCUUCAUGGAUCUGGCCUGGUUGUUUAUCGGUACACAAUUUCCAUGGUUUUGCAAUGGACUCAAAACAGCCUGGGCCCAAUCUCUAUUCAGACCAGGGCUUGACUUUCAGAACCACCCAGGUGAUUACUGAGAACAAAAUGAAUCUGCUUCGCUCUUCUCACUGGGUAAAGUGAUCUUGCUUGGUGCUUCUUGGGCUUCGGCUCGGUUUUCCAGGCAGUCGGUGGCCAGCCCAUUUGGUUACACUCAGUAUUGCUGCCGUCUCUUUCCCUCUGGUCAAGCCCUUCCCCUGCCAUGCAGUAGUAUUUUUGUGCUUUGUCUAAUGGCUUUUUCACCAGUUCUGCCUGAAUCCUUGCUUUCUGGUAGACACUUGCUGGUUUCCCCUUUCUAUAUCCUAUUCUAAUUAUAAUUUAUUAUUUGUAUAAUGCAGAUGUUUUUCUGCUACUUGUGGCCUUGAAAAGAAGGCCAGCCUUAGAGGUUGGUGAUCUGAAAAUGGAACCGGGUAAUCAGGGAGCUGGAAGGGAUGUGCAUGGAGGGCG